AUGAUACGCAUCAUCCUCAGACUCAAAACCUCCUUCACUAUCAUUACCCGGCCAGCUCGACUAACCAACGUUGAAGAUGGUCUUAUCAUAUAUGAGGAAUCGGAACUCAGAGCAUCCUGCCGUGUUGAGUUGAUUAUGGUACAAGGAAAAGAUGGAUUCGUACUGGAAGAACGCUAUGUCGUUGAGGGAUAUCGGUCCCUGUGGCUUGGUACACAAUUGCUCGGUGGCCGUCAGCCGCAUAUAGUGCUUUUGACGCGGUUCCUUGAGAAGUUUGCUUGUGAGGCGUCUAAGAACGAGGCCAUGCCGAAACCUAGUCGGGAGAAAUCGGAGAUUGAUAUUAUCGGUUGUUUCUUGAUUUGCUACAUACACUGA
Aspergillus chevalieri is the source of this 372-nucleotide messenger RNA. RefSeq lists its product as uncharacterized. The record is from RefSeq and is a predicted model, not a curated record. The transcript has 2 exons. The coding region runs from base 1 to 372 and encodes 123 amino acids. NCBI's taxonomy places the organism in Eukaryota, Fungi, Ascomycota, Eurotiomycetes, Eurotiales, Aspergillaceae.